Messenger RNA from Nezara viridula (southern green stink bug), 1984 nucleotides. Lineage: Eukaryota; Metazoa; Arthropoda; Insecta; Hemiptera; Pentatomidae. The record is from the annotation of a GenBank genome assembly.
AUGGGCCUAAGGCUUCAUCUCAAAGGCUACCUAGGAAUUCCAUUGCCUUCGAUCGUUAGGUCACUCAUAAGUGUGGCUGAAGGAGCGAGAAAACCAACGCCUCCACCAAAACCUAAAUCUGGUGGCGAUCUAACUGAUGAGUGUCCUGAAAGUAAUGGUUUCUUCGCUGACGGUUUCCAAUGCGAUAAAUACUAUGAAUGCCGAGACGGAGUCAUCGAAGAGAAGUUGUGUCCUGAUGGGAUGGUCUUCAAUGACUACAGUCCUCAAGUGGAAAAGUGUGACUUGCCAUUCAAUAUAGACUGCUCAGAAAGACCCGAACGUCAAACACCUAAGCCAUCUCCUCACUGCCCUCGCCUGAACGGAUAUUUUGCUCAUGAAGAAGCAGGAGUGUGCGAUAAAUUUUAUUUUUGUGUUGAUGGAAAAUACAACAUGAUCACAUGUCCAUCCGGGCUAGUUUAUAAUGAAAAAACUGGUAUCUGUACUUGGCCCGAUGAAGCAAAAAAGAAGGGUUGUUCCAGUCAAGGCUCACAAAUGCGACAAAAACGCCUUACAUUUUGGCCGAAAAAGGAACAAGAAGAAUUAGGAAGUCAAGAAGCUAGUAAUGAGCAGAAAAAAGGAGACAAAAGUGGGGAAGGAAGUGAUGAAUAUAAUGACUAUGAUGAUGUAUCCUCCGAUAGUAAGAACAAAGAUUAUGACAAUGAAAGCACAAACCCUGAUAGCAAAGACUAUCAUGAUGAGGUUUCAUAUGGGAAGGUGAAAGGUUAUGGUGAUGUAGGAUCACAAAAUGGGAACAAGGAUUAUGGAGAAGAAGACGAAUCUACAUUUUAUGAUGAUUUUGCAACAAACCCAGAAUUUUCCGAUUUCGAUGUUGAUUUUGAAAAUUUUGGUGGUUCAAAGGAAAGUGGUGACUUUUACGACCAUAAAAGUCUUCAGAGAAGGAGAGAUGAACAACUUGAUGGCUAUAUACGUGAGUAUGUCGCUCAAUUAAACAAGGAUCCAGUGAAAGCUUCAGGCCCAAUGGAUCUCUCCUACUAUGAAAAGAUUGCAGAGGCUACGGUUGAGAAAGGGCAUGUGUUCCAAUUUGAAUGCCCUAAGGUCGACAUGACCCAAGCCCAACAGCAUCCCAGAUACCCUGACCCCGAGGACUGCCAAUUUUUCUAUGUAUGCAUCAAUGGAGAGGUUCCCAGAAGGAAUGGUUGCAAACGUGGACAAGUCUUUAAUGAAGCCACUGGUUCAUGUGAUUGGCCCAGAAAUGUCCCAGAAUGCCUCGAUUGGUACAAGGGAAUCCUCACCGAUGAAGAACUCUAUGCCCUUGAGCAUCCUAAGCCAAGGCCAAGGAGUAACAGCACAUCGACUAGAGGUCCCCCACAAAGAAAGCAACAAGUUCGUGUCUAAUACAGUGUCAACAAACUUUUAAUGAUGCAACUGUUAGGAAUACUGGCAGUCCUUGUAAAUUUUUAAUUAGUACCAUCAAUUUUAGUAUUCCAUUGUUGUAGCCUUUUGUGUGUUUGAGUGUCAUUUAGAAAUAGUUACUAGUUCUACAUAUUUAUUCACAUCCACUAUAUAGUUUAUGACAAAUGAAAUAAAUAUGUAUGCUGUAUACAUUAUAUGUAUGGUAUAUUAAAAAGUAAAAAUUUUCAACUAUAAAUUUAAUAUAACAAUCAUGUAAAUAAAAUAAGCACCUAGCAUUUCAUUUUAUGAAAUGAUCUUAUGCAGAUUUUUAUUGUCUUUCUCUUAUAUUAUACAUAUUAUGGUGUAAAUGUAUAAUUUACAAUAAAUAUUAAGACUGACUUACUGUACUUUAGCAUUUAUAGCUCUUUUUUAAGUCAGAUUUUGUUUUUCUUAUUUGUAUCUUUGAAUUAGUGCUUUUGCAUAUAAAGAAUUUUAAGAAGUGUCAUUUUUUCAUCUAUUGUGUAUGAAUUUUAAAUACAAACAUUCCUAAAUAUUGCAAUCUUAUUUUCCCAAAAUAAGUUAAAUAUAUUUU